AUGUCUUCUACUCUUCGUGUUCUAUUCUUCCAUGGUCUUGGAUCCAGUAUCAAUGGUAGGAAAUCUCUCUAUCUAGCUAAACAUUUUCCUAAUUCUUAUACUCCUCACCUCAAACCUUAUUACUUACUUCCACUGGCUUUUUGGAGAGCGAUUAUAGCUAUCUAUCAUUUUAAACCAGAUAUUAUUGUUGGAACUAGUUUCGGUGGAUUUAUACUCAUGCUUUUACUUCAAAGACAAGUGUGGAAUGGAAAUACAAUUUUGUUGGCACCAGCAACUGGUCUUCUGUUUAAGAAGAGACUGUGGUUACCCAAAGAUCAUAGAAAAAACAUUGUUAUUGUGGCCGGAAGAAACGAUAAAACUGUACCAUUGGAAGGAUUAACGGAGUUACAACAAUCAUCACGAGAUAAUAUACGGUUUCUAGUGGUAGAAGACGACCAUCGACUAAAUAAAUCAAUGAUCGAACAGGAUCAGCUAAGGAACUUAAUCAAUGCAAAUUCACAGCCUCCGAUGACUACUAAUAAGAUCAACAACUAUUUCGAUUGUAUAAAACUAUGGCUCAGCUGUAUGUUUUGCUUAGUUGUCUCAUUUAUUCGAGAGCCAUUUACUCUUUAUCACACAAUUAAAAGGCUGCGUAAAAUAAGAAGAGAAAUUAUUGAAACGCACUAA
Molecule: messenger RNA, 666 nt
Organism: Rotaria socialis
Lineage: Eukaryota; Metazoa; Rotifera; Eurotatoria; Philodinida; Philodinidae
Source: the annotation of a GenBank genome assembly